Emiliania huxleyi CCMP1516 is the source of this 825-nucleotide messenger RNA. RefSeq lists its product as hypothetical. Lineage: Eukaryota; Haptophyta; Isochrysidales; Noelaerhabdaceae. The coding region runs from base 1 to 825 and encodes 274 amino acids. The record is from RefSeq and is a predicted model, not a curated record. The transcript is spliced from 8 exons.
AUGAGCCAGGUGCUGGUGGCGCCGUGCGGAGUCGGCGCCCCAGACGGGGAUUGCUACACGAAGGACGCGGAAGGCUACUUUGUUGACAACGACGGCAAGUUCCUGCACGCAAAGAGCCCCGACGGCUCCUCCAAGAAGCUCAUCGAGCUGCUGCCCGUCACUGACCUGGACGGGCUCUCCGACCGUGUCUGGCACUUCCGGAACGGGACGCGCGCCUACGCGGCGGCCCAAGACUUCUUCGACUGCCACGACGGAGACAGCCCCGGCUGGCAGGGGCUGCCGCUGAUGGGGUACCCGUCCCUCGGGCGCGAGACUCGAUCUACAUCCAUGUUUGGAGCCACCAUUUUUUACGACUUUCUCCGGGAUAACACUGACAUACCUUUCGCCGUCUUUUUGGCCUGGACGUUCAACCUCUCAAUGCUCUCGCUCGUCGGAUUCUGCUCCGACCUCGGCUUCUACCUCGCAAACUACUCCGCGGGCUGCCGCUUCGUCACCACGCGCUGCGGCGCCUACCCGACCCUCCCCCCGCCCGCCUUUGUCUACGACUCGCCGCCUGCAGAGUGGCCACCGCCAGUGCCUACAGACCCCGCCCUCUCCCUCUCCCUCUGCGCCGGGCCGGUCUUUUGGCGGAGCCAGGGCAGCGACGCUCAGACGACGAUCCUGCGCGACAAGUGCGCCGCCGGCGUCGACCCUUGCAGCUACUCGCCCAACGGCUACUCUGGCGGCCGCUGCAGCGUGCAGUGCUACACGGGCGGGGCGGUGAACCGGACCGACUGCACGCGCGAGCCCGCCGGCGCCGUCGUCACUGGAGGCUCGGGCGGCUAG